AAGUGAUUAAUUAUUCUUUUGCUUAUCUCGUAACCAAAGAGCUGCGAAAGGUUUGCAAGAUGAGCGUCUCGAUACCGAAGAUAUAUCGGUCCCGUUUUGCGCCCAGAAAAUAUUUUUUGGUGUAAAACCUUGAAAUACAGUUUUCUAUUGUUUUUUUAUUGUAUACAGUUUCUACUGUCAUGUUCUUUGUCAUUACAAAUUUUUAUAACCGUACUGGAAGCAGUACCAUAUUCAAUCUAUGAUACAUACAUAUUAAUCAAACAGUUGUAUUGCACAAACAGCCAGAACUGAGAAGCGAACACAAGAACAAAAAGAUGCUUUUCGAGGUACUGAACUUUCAGAGAUUGAUGACCAUGUUCUAGCUGCUCGUCAUAAAACAAACUGGAGCAUUGAAAUUCUUGCUUUUUGAAUCUCACGCAAUACUGUCUGACUGGGCAGAGCGCCCUGCAGUGCAAAAGAAAGUUUUUCUCUUUAACCUGGAACAUCUUAUCUCCAAGAAACUCACCAGAAAUACUGGAUGUGUUUCUCGUGCGUAACAGAAUCUUUUUUUUUUAUUAGUUAUCAGUUUUAAAAAAGUUGAGUGUCAUUAUUAUUUUCACAUGUACGAGAGAUAAAGAGCACACACAUGACCAUAUGGCAAAUUUACAUAUGGCAAACAGAAAGAAGAACACAUUGUAUUAGAAUAGUCGUCACUAGUGAUGGGCGGGUUUAACUUUUUUAAACCCGAACCCGAUAAAACCUGAUUCUUUUUUUCCAACAGAAUCUCAAAUUCAUCAUUUAAAGUGAUGGAGUGUACUAAUAAAUGAAUGUAGUUAAUAAAAUGAAAAAAGAGCACAUUUUUGUUCGAAAUAAGUUACGUACCAUAUAUCAAGCGCAGAUGAUAUACGUGUCUUUUGGUUCUGUAAAUCAAUCCGUACGUCAUAAAUUUCCUUUCUAGAUCAGAACAAGGUGUUAAAGUCGAAAAAUUAUAACUGCUUCGUCCCCUGGGACAAAUUAGAGCGAUACACCAAAAAAGUUGAUGUGCUUGGAGUAAAUUGUAUUUGCACCAAUAUCAAAAGUUAUCGGGAGGAUUUGGAACAAAUCUUCCAAACGCCUUAAACACUUGAUUUUUCUGAAAUUCUGAUAUUUGAAUGAAAUGUCGGAAUUAAAAAGGAUUCUAGUGGGCCCGUUUCACAGACCAAGCAUUUAUGGUUAAAAUGCGACGUCUCACAGCACCAAGCAAUGCUUUGAUCAAAAGUUAUUUAGUUCAGUUAUUUAUUCAGUUUUAUUAAGAACUGUAAAACGUGUGGCGUGCGCUGGCGCCACUAUGUUUCAAAUGUGAUUUUUGUUUUACGUGAUAAACAUUGUCUGGAAGGUUUCUCCCUGAAAUUGAGCGCUAGAGAGCUCCGAUUGGUCUUCAAUCAAAGCAAAGACAUAUGAAAACAAUGUAACAUAGAUCGACUUUUGAUUUAGGCCUUCAGUAAUUUAUAGUGUUGAAAGUUAUACGUCAGUUUUUGCGCUCUUUUCGAACUUUUCGGGCGAAAUACUUCGGAAAAUAAAACCAACAAAAAACUCAAAAACCCGGCUCUGCUACGUUAUUACUCUAGCUUCAUUUUAUGAACGAUCAUAGAUGAAGCCAUCAAAAUGCGCUAACUGUUCAUUAACAUACCGAACAUUUCCUACAAUUUUCACUUACAUCAUUGUUGUUACAUCAACGAGCUCAAAGUAAGUACAAACGUCGUGAGACAUUUAUUAAAACUGUAAGUUUUGCUUAAUUUUAUGUGAUAGAGAUCGAUGAGGGGACUAUCAGUAUGCAUAUCGUCAAAAUCGGAAAAGAAGAAGUGAUCAUUAUGAUAGUGAUUCAUUUGCUCAUUCUUUAUUUACCCCAAAACGUCGAAAUACCGAUCAGAAUGAAAGUUAUCAUCGAUACAUGCAAGGAAAUCAAGGGGCAACAACAAUAUCUUCAUCGUAUUUUAACAAUAAUCGUAUAUUUAAUAAACAAACAAAUGAACCAACGUAUCAGAAACGAACGUAUGAGUCAUCGAAUCGAAAACAACAAAAACGUGAAUCAUUUCCACCCUUUCGUAUUAGAUUGAAAGUUGACAAAUAUCCAACACAAGACGUAACCAUUAUUAAAGAACUGAAUCAAAAAUGUAAAUUAAAUUUAACCUAUGGUCGUAUAUCUACAUCGAAAAAUGACAAAUGUUACUUACUCUAUUGCAAUACGUCGUCACAAUUUGAAUCUCUUUUAGAUAAAUCCAAAUGGCCAGAUAAAAUAUAUGAUUGUGAAUACACGUUCGAUUUACCUCAAAAAAUUCCAUCCUCCUAUUCUGUUGUAAUGUUAAACAUUCCAGUUCAAUGGAAUGUCCAAGGUUUCUGUGAAGAAUUAAAACAACGAUAUAAAACAAUUGUGAAAGCUGAACGACUAUUUGUUAAAGGCUGA
Didymodactylos carnosus is the source of this 2422-nucleotide messenger RNA. Lineage: Eukaryota; Metazoa; Rotifera; Eurotatoria; Philodinida; Philodinidae. The record is from the annotation of a GenBank genome assembly.